AGACUCGCAGUCGCUCAAAGCAAUAAGGAACGAGCGAACUCACAUCUGGCGACCUUCUCUUCUUCUCUGGUGGAGAACAACUACGCCCGCUAAUCUCGGUUUGCAGCAAAUUCAACCCCAAAUUAAUGAUUUCGAAGAGGUGUUCUAUUCGCCACUGCGCUGUGGCCUCCAAAUACGGCUCCAUCACGGAUUCAUCAACUACUUUCUCAUUAAAGACAGAACCGACUGGGUAAUGCUGUCCAUCGACGAUGGUGGUAACAUGCUCCCAAUUAACAUUGUGGUUCCAAUAAGCGAUGUAUUCUUAACAAAGCAAUUAUCAUUCAAUUAUUGCAGGUAAAAAGAAACGUUCGUUUGACUCACUCUGAAACACUGGAACAAUUUUUUGAAAACUUUCGUUUCUAAGUUGUCGAGUUUCUGUUUCUCGACAGCGUACUUUGUUUCCAUCAACGCCUUUCUCAUGCUCAUCCACAUAACAACAACACAUUCCAGAAACACUUGAUUUCGUUUCCACACUUGGCUGUCUUCAUCUUGAAGAUGAGAGGGACAAUCUCACGGCGCACACUUUCUGAAGUUUCAACUUGCAGACGUGCUAGAACUUCUUCCAUUGGUGCCACAUCAAAGAACCUUAUAUACCGAUGUCCUUUGAGCAUUUUUAGCAUCUGAAAAGCUGCCACUCUCACUCGCUCAUUUUUGUCAUUGAUGCCAUUAAGUGUUAUACAUUUGAGAGCAUGUUCAGCUGCAUUCAAACAUGCUGGUACACCUAUGAGAUAACGCAUCCCCUCGAAUACAGCCAACCUCACGCCGACAACCGAAUCGCGAGACAAAGUAUCCACAAUCUGAAUAUGUAAGGAUUAGUCAAAUUUGA
Messenger RNA from Haemonchus placei, 865 nucleotides. The record is from the annotation of a GenBank genome assembly. NCBI's taxonomy places the organism in Eukaryota, Metazoa, Nematoda, Chromadorea, Rhabditida, Trichostrongylidae.